Molecule: messenger RNA, 2444 nt
Organism: Patiria miniata (bat star)
Lineage: Eukaryota; Metazoa; Echinodermata; Asteroidea; Valvatida; Asterinidae
Product: UPF0696 protein C11orf68 homolog
Exons: 4
Coding region: 1-810 (269 amino acids)
Source: RefSeq, a predicted model, not a curated record
AUGGACAAGACAACGGAAGGAUUCACUGGAGCCAGUAUCUCGGCGGAGGAGGACCCGAAAUUGCCGCCUUCGGGAGCCGGACCUCACAAUCAAACCGGGCGUUUUCGCACCUCCAAAGGAGAAGGCCUGUUUGUGGACUCGAAAAAGGCUUUCACAGAAGAAGGGUUUCAAGAAGAAGGGUUUCUGUUCGAUCCGGCCAACUAUUCCGAGGGUGAACACGACGAAAUGCUGAAGGAGUUUUUCGAAACGAGUGCACCUUCGACAGCGAAACGAUCUGAUGGCAUUCGUUGGAUUCGAGUAAUUUCGGCCUCCUACAAAGAGGAGGGAUUAACAAAUGAGGAAGAACUUACAACCGACUGGAAGAAGCUCAAGAACUCAGGGAAAAUGAUCGACUUUGAUGCUAUCAAACAACUGGCUAUCCGUCAUAGGUACUUAGGUGGCAAUUGGUUUUCCUUUUUUGACACCGGAGAGGAGAUCGACAAUGCGUGGGAGAAAAUCGCCAAGGCUACAGUCAGAGACGAGCUUGGAACACACGCUAAGGUGACACCGUGCGAAGACACCAAGGAAGCGAAAGCUCGCAAGAGGCAUGUGAUUAGCGUGUACACUAAAGAUUUCACCGACAAAGAUGACGUGAUGAAAGUAGAAGCUAAACUGCGCAAGUUGGGCUUCAGAAAGCCAAUCGACUUCAAGCCUCGAGUUUACGCCACCCUGGGCAUUUACUCAAAGAACCAGUGGGGGCUGAGUCCGAGCAUCUACGUAUCAAACUGGGAUCCCAAGAAGGUCGCCGUGAAUAUACAAGAUCGCACCUAAUCUCGCGUGACCUACAUGAUCAACGACAAGAGUAGCGCAUGAGUUUUCGCAAUUCACUUUUCGGUUCACUUUUCCUCUUAGCAGUUUUCUUUUUACAGUUAAAUGUCUUUGUUUCUACCCGAGUUGUUGGCGUGAACUCAUUGUGUUUGAAUAAGAAACAAAUCCUUGAUGGAGAAACAAGUUUUGCAGAUAACAACUGUUUAACGAGCACACGUAUCCCCCUCAUAGCUCAUUGCUUGCUGUGAAUAGGGAAGUUGUUAAGAUAGAUUGCAAAGUUGUAUCAAAAUACAUACUUUUCAUGCAUGGUAAGGUUUUAGAUUAAUGAAUUGGUAUUCAAGUUAUAGUGUCAUCCGACUGAGGCACUUGUGGAGCUAAGCUUACAUGGAUAAUGUAUAGGAUCGAGAUCCUUUAUAAUGUUUAGGAUAUAAUGACAUUAGAUUCGAUACGAUUAUACUUCACUUCACACGAUAACAUCACAAUUCCUUACAUUAUCAAACAAUUAUUAUGACGUUUUAAAAGUCCCAGCAACUUGUUUCUGGGAUUUCUUUCCGACACUGUAUAAAACGCAUGAACCGCUACUUCCUUGGUAGACGCUUAAUCUUAUACCGAAAAGCAUGUUUUUUAGUAUUUGAAGCUUUUCCCCUAAACCGCCGGCCCUCUAAGCUGCACCUACAUCAUGAGCAAUUAAGCUGAUAAAACAGCAGCAAAGUUAGGACUUACCUAGUCAUUGAAGAACCCGUGUAAUUUGGUUUAAUGCAGUCCCUGAAAAUGCACCUUUGUGUCCCAUUUAACCUUUGUCAUGGGAAAUUAACUAAUAGUAAUUAUCAAAUAAUAUUGAUUUUGUUGAAGGAUAAGUUUACUCUCUUUUAAUCUGUCUACACAGUAACAUUGUCAAGUUGUAUGACAUGGAUCUGGUGACCUUUCUAAAAUUAACUUGCUUAUACUGCAGUUUUGGGGUUUAUGCAACAUGCUCCAAGGUUGCAGUAUUACUGUAACUUUGUUUUAUAUUUUUUUUAUGUAACCCAUGCAAACAGCAAUUGUAUUUAAAAGUCUUUGUUUUAGAUCGUAUAUAAACUCUUACAUCAGAUUUAUACAAUUAUAACACAAAUUACACUGCUCUAUAAGUUAGCUACGAACUUAGUCUAAGGACCGAUUUGAGACCCUUGGCAGGAAGGACUGACUCAAGACAGCAGAUUCUUCAAUUUCUGCAGGCAAUGAUUGCAAGACGGUUUCUGCCGAUGGACCGAGGCAUGGAGACAUGAUCAACUAUCGAACUCGAAACUCAGCUUACAUUUCUAUAGCUGAAGUUCUUCAAAUCUUGGCACGCCCACAGCCAAGAGAUCAUCUUUGCACAACGUCAAUGCCAUCGCCUCUCCCAAGACAAGCAGUCCAAGACUUCCGAUCAGCUACCAAAUCAAGCGUUGCAACGAGACAGCAUCGGUUCCGAGGAGUCGUAGUUACCCACAAGAAAGCAAGCACGCAAGCAAGCAAGCAAGCAAGCAAGCAAACAAGCAAGCAAGCAAGCAAACAGGGGAGCAAGCGAGCAAGCAAGCAGGCAGGCAAACAAGCAAGCAAGCAGGCAAGCAAGCAAGCACUCAAAUGAACACUCUAAUGCCGGCUAUUUGUCUCGAUGA